Adineta steineri is the source of this 3363-nucleotide messenger RNA. The record is from the annotation of a GenBank genome assembly. Lineage: Eukaryota; Metazoa; Rotifera; Eurotatoria; Adinetida; Adinetidae.
AUGUCAAUAGAUUCAUUCGACGAGAAUCUUCUUACUAAAGCUUUACAACUUAUACAAGUCACUUUUUUCUAUGUAAUCUCUUCAGAAGACAUUAGUAAAGAAACUUUGCCAACAAAUAUUCGUGGUGUCUUCAACAACGAGGAACAUCUUCUUUCCAAAAUUGCGAAAGAUAUCGAGCAGUAUAGUCCAAAUAUAUGUAAAUUCAAUAUAUUAUCAUCAGGUCGUCCGAUGAAAACAGACAGAUCAACAAAAGAUCUUUCUCGAGAAUCGGCUAAAUUUAUAUGGUUUCAAUAUUUAAUAGAAAUCCUUUUAUCUGUACCUGAUCAUGAGACAGCUAAGAAGGAUAUGAUUGAUUUUUGUUGCUCGAGAUAUGCCGAUAAUCAAACUGUACUUAAAACAAUCCAAGAGUUUAAAAAUAAUUAUCGUUCCGAAGAAGCUAUCAAAUGGUAUGCGCGUGGUUCCUUUCUUUAUCAUCUGGUAAACAAAGUACUACGUGAAGAAAAUAUCGACGACAUGUACAGUAUGCGUUUAAUCUUUUCGGAUCUUAACACACAACUUACUGAAUUACAUGCGGAUUACCUUGAAUUAUUACUUGAGUGGGAGUUCUCAUCUGAGAUUGAACUCUAUAGAGGCCAGCUGAUGUCACCACGAGAGCUCGAUCGACUCAAACGGAAUUGUGAUGGUUUUAUAUCGAUGAAUACUUACCUUUCAACAUCGCGUUCGAGGAACAUCGCACUUUUUUUCUGUGGUCUCGGUCUACAACGACAACAGGAAGAACAGCUUGAAUCUGUACUCUUCACGAUAUCAAUUGAAACGACCGUAUGUAACACGCCAUUUGCCGACAUUAAGCGCUUUAGUUCGAUACCUAAUGAAGAAGAAAUAUUAAUUACAGUUGGCGCUAUUUUUCAAAUACAGUCGGUAGAAAAGGAAGAUAAUGUCUGGAUUAUUAAGUUAGCCCUAUAUAACCAAGACAAUGAAGAUAUGAAACAACUCAAAGAUUCUUUUUAUGGCAUCGACGAGAAGGAACCUCAUGAUCUACACACUUUCGCUCAAUGUUUACUCAGUAUGGGUGAUCACGAACGAGCCAAAUCACUCUACUGUCGGCUGAUAUCUAGUACAUCGCCUGCAGACAACCGAAUGCCAGAAUUGUGGCGUAAUUUGGCUCUGUGCCUUCUUCGUCAAGGUCAUAAAAAUUUGGGAGAAAUACUCACAUACUUCUAUACAGGACUCAAUCUUAUUCCCAAUGAAUCUUAUGCAGCACGUGUGGAUAUUCUCUUGGACAUAGCCGAUUGCCUGUUGUUAAAUGAAAAACUUGAUCAGGUCAAUGAAGUUUGCAAAGAAAUUUACCGUUUGCUCAUACUAAAUCAACAAGAGACGGGCCAUUUAUAUCAAAUAGCACGUCUGUUCACUUUAGUUGCAGCUUUUCAUCAUACAACGGGAGAGUAUUCCGUUGCACUUGAAUUUUUACAGGCUGUGUAUCUUCUCUAUUUUCCAACUUUGAAAGAAGAACGUCUUAGUGUAGAUUAUAUAUUAAAGAAUCUAGCCGAAACAAUCAUGGUAGAUGAUACAGUUGAUACGCUUGAUUCUAUUCAACGAUCUCUUCAACUCCAUAUUAAUUCAUUCCCACUCGAGCAUCCCAAAAUAGCCGAUUGUUACGACAUCCUUGGUUGGUUCUAUGGACAUCAUGGCGACAUCCUACGCGCUCAAAUGUCCUUUGAAACUGCUAUUGAACUACGAAUCAGUGCUGCAUCUUAUAAUCCGAUUCAUCUUGCUAUGUCAUAUAUUGCACUUGGAAAAACAUUUCAUCAGGAAAAAGCCAUGAAUUGUUAUGAUAAAGCUUUUUGUCUUCUCAAGGAAAACUUACCAGUCGACCAUUCUCAAUUUAUUGAUCUUUACGUAGGUAUGGCAAAUGAAUAUGAAUAUAUGGGAAAGAUGGAACAAACACGGCAUUAUUUGAAUGAAGCGUUAAAAAUUGAACACAGUCUGAAGAGAUUGACGUCGAAUAUUGCCUUAGCUGAGAUUUAUAAAUGCUUCGGAACAAGUUAUUUGAAAGAAGAAGAGUACGAUGUUGCUGCCGACUACUUCAAUAAAUCAAUUGAAAUACUCAUACAAUGCUCUUCUGAUCGAAGUACGAAACGAGACCUUGCACAUCACUUAUUUUACCUCGGUUGUGCUUAUCAAGGCCGUAAAGAAUUCGAACUUGCGCUAUCUUGCUAUAAACGAUCUUUAGAUAUCGAUUGCAGACAAUCCAUCGUUAAUAGGUCUCAAGUAGGAGCAACUUGUAAUAAUAUUGCUCUCAUACUUGAAAUUCAACAAAAGUACGAUGGAGCGUACGAAUAUUUCUUACAAAGUGUGCAAGUCUUGCGUGAAUAUUUUUCAGACCAAUGUGAAGGUUUGUUCGAGCGUUAUACGGGCCUUGCACGUGUCUGCAAAUAUUUAAAACGAGAUGCUGAAUUUUUAGAAUAUAAUGAAAAAGCGCUGAUAAUUGUCAGAAACGCCUUUCCAGAAGGAUCAUCUUAUGCUGGCGAUAUUCACAAUUCAAUUGCGCGUUUUUGGGAGAGUAAAGGAGAAUACAUGUACGCUUUCAAAUCUUACAAGUCAGCGUUAGAAUCAAAUAGACAAUGCUUUGGUGAUUAUGAUAUCACUGUAUCAAACACUUACAAUAAUCUGGCACGUAUUUCUGCAGAGCUGUGCGAGUCCAACAAAGCACUGGAAUACUAUCAUAAAGCGCUUGCAAGUUGUGAUGCAUCCAAAGAGAUUAAGAGACAUUUGUUUGGAAACAUUGGAAUUGAGUAUUAUAUAUUAGAACGUUAUGGCCAUGCUGAAAUUUACCUUAAACGUACACUACUCAUGUUCAAAAAUGCUUCGAUCGACAAAAAAUCUGAUUAUAAAUCGUUACUUGAUUACUUAGCACGAGUGAAAGCAAAGCAGGGUAAGAUUGAAGAAGCUGAAAAGCUUUGUCAAACAGUUUUGUGCGCACACUCAGAAGAUACAAUACUUAAUGCCCUAUCGUACAUAACUUUCGGUAUUAUACGAAGUGAAAGCGGUGGCUUUGGCGAUAGUCUUUCCUACUUUCACAAAGCAGCAAAUAUACUCAAGACCUUAGAUGCGGAUCACCGAGGCUUGAUACAACUCUACGCCUUUCGAAUAGGAUCAACAUAUUAUAAUUGUAAGCAUUAUGGCAAAGCUCUCGUCUAUUAUGAAAUGGCAUUAAAUUUGGCAAUACGAUUAGCACCAGGCAAUCCAAAACAGUUCCAACGUAUACAAUACGGAAUCGAGCGAAUUAUAGAUCAUAUUAUGAAUGAUUCAAAUCAUUGCUGUCCAAAACGCUUACAAUUUCUUUCGAGUUGUAUCCUGUUUUGA